CGGUGACAGUGACGUGAUUUGUCAAAAUAAAAUCAAAAUGUAAAAUGGUGGAAUUUGUUUGUCGCCAGUUGUAAACAAAUAAUGUUUUUAUUUUUAAUAUUAUUAUGUGAUAAUAAAUAUUUGAAAUUUAAAAAGUCUUGACUUGUGAAUGACUCCAGAUGUGUGAUGCAGUAGUAAAACUAAUAGCCUAUAAUAAUUUGUUAGUUGUCCAGACUAUAUCCAAAUAUGUUGAAGGAAAAGGGACAGUUAAAAUUUGAAGACAAAUGGCCUCAUAUGGGACCUAUUGUACUGAAACUUCUCAAACAAGAACCAGUGUCUCCUGCUGAAUGGCAUGAACUGUUUUAUGAUGUCCAUCUAGUAUGUCUGUGGGACGAAAAAGGACCGGCCAAACUGCGUGACCAUUUGCAUGAAGACAUAAUAGAUUUCAUAAAGCAAGCCCAGGCUAGAGUCCUAGCCCACAGACAAGAAGAAGCUCUGUUAAAGGCCUACAUAGCUGAAUGGCGAAAAUUUUUCACUCAGUGUAAUUAUCUUCCAACCCCUUUCAGGCAAUUAGAAAGCAGUUUACAAGGAAAAACAACUUCAGGAAGUUCCAAUGUACAAAAUAACAGUGCUAAGAAGGGUCAAGGUGAAGAGAGCAUAGUGAGGAAGUUGAUGUUGGACUCCUGGAAUGAAAGUAUAUUCAGUGAUAUCAAACAUAGAUUACAAGAUAGUGCCAUGAAGUUAGUCCAUGCUGAGAGAAAUGGGGAAGCAUUUGAUUCUCAGCUUGUUAUUGGAGUGAGGGAAUCUUAUGUGAAUCUAUGCUCUAACACUGAAGACAGAUUACAAAUCUACCGUGAGAACUUUGAAGCAGCUUACAUCCAGAGCACAGAUCUGUUUUACAGGCUGAAAGCCCCUGAACAGCUGGCAACCAAUGGGGUGCAGCCCUACAUGCGCUAUGCUGAUGCCAAACUGAGGGAAGAGGAGGCUAGAGCCCAAAGGUACCUCGAGGCAGGCAGCAAUGGGGUAAUCCAGUGUUGUGUGAAGGUUUUGGUUGGUAAUGCUUUGCCUGUGCUGCUGGCAGAAUGUGCUCCCCUGAUAAAGGCAGGGGAAACUGAAAGGUUGCAGUUGAUGUUCAGGUUAUUGGAGAGGGUUCCUGAGGGGGUCCAACCCAUGCUGAGAGAGCUGGAGAACCAUAUCACCCAAGCUGGUCUUGCUGAUAUGAUGGCGGCAGCCGACAUAAUCACUCAGGAUUCUGAAAAGUAUGUGGAGAGGCUGCUGGAGCUGUUCAGGAAGUUCAGUACACUGGUACACGACGCUUUUUCCGAUGACCCCAGGUUCCUCACUGCCAGAGAUAAGGCUUUCAAGGCCGUAGUGAACGACACCACGGUUUUCAGGCUGGAACUGAACACUGGCAGGAACGUGGGAGGUAAAGUGGUGACUCCUGAAAGUAAAUGCCCGGAAUUGCUGGCGAAUUAUUGCGAUAUGUUGCUGAGGAGGACACCACUGUCAAAAAGGCUGACUAGUGAAGAUAUCGAAUCUAGGUUAAGGGAUGUACUGCUGGUUUUGAAGUAUGUUUCCAAUAAGGAUGUCUUCAUGAGGUAUCACAAGGCUCAUCUGACCAGGAGAUUAAUAUUGGAUGCCAGCGCCGAUAGCGAAAAAGAAGAAGACAUGGUGGAAUGGCUGCGCGAAGUGGGCAUGCCGGCCGACUAUGUCAACAAACUAGCCAGGAUGUUCCAGGACGUCAAAGUCAGCGAGGACCUCAACGGUCAAUUCAGGGUGUCCACAGCCAGGCAUGAUGCGAUCAACAUCAAGAUUUUGAAUGCUGGCGCUUGGGCGAGGGGUUCGGAACGCGUUACGGUCAGUUUGCCCGUGGAACUGGAGGAUUAUAUACCCGAGGUCGAGGAGUUUUACAAGAAGAAGCAUUCCGGCAGGAAGUUGCAGUGGUACCACCAUAUGAGCAACGGGACUAUAACGUUCUCGACGGCCGGUGGUAAAUUCGACCUGGACGUAACCACCUUCCAAAUGGCCGUCCUCUUCGCGUGGAAUCAAAGACAGCACGAUAAGAUCAGCUAUGAGAAUCUCAGAUUGGCAACGGAGUUGCCGGACGGUGAACUGAGAAGGACUUUGUGGUCUCUGGUGGCGUUUCCGAAAUUGAAACGCCAAUUGUUGCUAUUCUCGCCGAACGUCAGUGCAUCGAAGGAUUUCACUGAACACACAUCGUUUUGGGUGAAUCAGGAUUUCGCUUUGAUCAAGAACGGGAAGCCGCAAAAGAGGGGAAAAGUGAAUCUGAUAGGUCGUUUGCAGUUGAGUACGGAACGAUCACAACUAGAAGAUAACCAAUCUAUAGUACAGUUAAGAAUUCUUAGAACUCAGGAAGCUAUUAUUAAGAUUUUGAAAAUGCGAAAGAAAAUUCCAAAUGCAGCAUUACAGACUGAACUUGUAGACAUUCUGAAAAAUAUGUUUUUACCUUCUAAGAAGAUGAUAAAAGAACAGUUGGAGUGGCUCAUCGAACAUAAGUAUAUGAGAAGGGAUGAUGAUGAUAUUAAUACUUUUAUUUAUAUGGCAUGAGUUGUUGUUAUUUAAUAAACAAUAUUUGUUAU
Phaedon cochleariae (mustard beetle) is the source of this 2579-nucleotide messenger RNA. The record is from the annotation of a GenBank genome assembly. Lineage: Eukaryota; Metazoa; Arthropoda; Insecta; Coleoptera; Chrysomelidae.